UCAUGGAGCCAUUGUUAAAUGAAGGACACAGCUCGGUUCAAAGGCCCUCCAAUGGGGACAUUGGGUACAAAGCUUCUUGGAGAUCUUCAAAGUCCAAGCCAUCUGAUCCAUUUGAGUACAUGAAUGACAAAAUCCUGCCAUGGAUCACCCAUCCAGAUCUUUGGAAGCUUGUUGAAGAGUCGCUGGUUAGCUACCCCUUUGGUACACGUCAACAGAGGAAGCUCUUUCCUCUUUACCACCCCCAAAACUUGUUGGGGAACAAGUUUCUCCCUCUUCGAGGAGCGCCCCACAGAGGGCCUGGAUGUUACAUAGCAGAAGAUGUAUAUGGAUUGGCAUACAACCUCUCUAAGAUCCCGACCAGUAGAAAAGGAUAUACUCUUGGUGCCAGAACAGCUGAGAGGUUUAAGGCGAUCAACAAGGACACGAUGCUUUACCCAGGCAUGUACCAGGCUGCAAAUCCUCAGGAGCAAAUACACAAACAAAAUUUUGCUCCAUUCAAUGCCUCGUUGCCUCGAUUUAAGACAUACUCAAAGGACAAUUCUUAUCCUGGCCCUGGCACAUACAACCCGGAGAUGAAGCCACCCCCCAAAAUCACUUGGCCAAUGAAAUUUGGAUCUCCAGACUGGGCUCAGGUUCCAUGUCUACAGAAAAGAACCCUAAAAGCUGAGUUGUCCACCGACAAGGACUUCAGAAAGCACCGGAACCGUGUGGCCUACCUAAGCCUGUUUUACAAUUGAGGUGCUGUGACUACCUUCACGUGCCCCUCCUGACCACGGAUCUAGGACUGAGGACAGGGCUGCUCUUCCCCCCUGUACUGCUGUGCUCGCUGUCUGCCAGCAUGGGACCCAGGGAGGGAAGGGGCUCCCAACUCCUA
This is a messenger RNA of Lontra canadensis (Northern American river otter), 874 nucleotides long. RefSeq names its product primary cilia formation (gene CIMAP3). Lineage: Eukaryota; Metazoa; Chordata; Mammalia; Carnivora; Mustelidae. The record is from RefSeq and is a predicted model, not a curated record. Bases 3 to 737 code for a protein of 244 amino acids. Gene Ontology annotation, biological process: regulation of cell projection organization. The transcript has 6 exons. Gene Ontology annotation, molecular function: cytoskeletal protein binding. Gene Ontology annotation, cellular component: ciliary basal body.